AUGGGAGCCUCUUACCCAGAUCUGUGGAGGAAUCCGCGGUGCUCUCACGUCCGCUCCAUGAUCGCGGAUGUGGGGGCAGUGAUGUGGAGGAUGCUGGGCCGCCUCACGGGGCUCGGUGACAGCUCCUCCCGCAGAAUUAAACUUCAAACAGACUUCCUGCAGCUUUGUGGAAGUGACGGGACUCAUGCAGCGUUUCAGCUGAGGUCUGUGAUGUCGCAUGUUGUGAAUGAUUAUCACAUCAGCAGCGGCCGGCAGCCAAUCAGAGAGCAGGGAUCAGAGGCCACAGACGCCCAGGGACCAGCGAGAAUGCCGUGCAGACUCCUCCCCUUCGCCCUGGUCAGUCCUCUUCGUCCUCAUCAUCCUCUUCAUCAGCGCUCUCUCUGCUCCCUGGCCUCUGCUCCGCCCUCCACACCUCAUGGACUACGUUACCCAUCAUCCAGUGGGGGCAGGAAGUACCGCACACAGCAGCAGGACAUCGCUCCAGCUCAAGUCGACCAGAUCCUGAGAGCCAACGAGCAGAGCCACACCUUUCCCAAGGGCUCGGCGUGUCAUGGCGUCCUGGGUUUCCAUAGCAACACAUUGGCGUCCAACCAGCCGAGCGAGGACCGGCGCAGCGCUGCCACCUGCCUGGCGGGGCGGGGCGCGCUCAUGUUUGGGGUGUUUGACGGACACGACGGUUCGGCGUGCGCUCAGGCCGUCAGCCACAGACUCUUCUACUACAUGGCCGUGGCCGCGCUGCCGCUGAGGAUUCUGGGAGAGAUGGAGAACGCCGCGGAGGAGGAGAGGCCCGCCCCGCCGCUGCUGGAGUGGCACCGACACCCGAGCGACCCGAGCGAGCUGGGGUACGGCAGCAGCGUGCAGAGCCUCCGGACCUACUGGCAAGACCGUCUGCAGCAGGAGGAGGAGGAUGAGGUCAGUGUCAGUGCGGGGCUGGUCAGUGCCUUCAAACGUCUGGACUUCGACAUCUCGGUGGAGGCUCAGGUCCAUCUCUCCAGGGGCCUCAGCAGCAGCGCGGGGCCUCUGCAGGUGGCCCUCUCCGGGUGCACGGCCUGCGUGGCGCUGGUCUCUCAGGGGACCCUCCACGUGGCGAACCUGGGGGACAGCCGGGCGGUGCUGGGGGUGCAGGACGAGGACGGGGGCUGGUCGGCCCAAAGCCUCAGCCACGACCACAACGCAGACAACCCCCACGAGCUGCAGCGCAUCCUGGGGGAGCACCCGGCCAGCGAGAGGCGUGCGCUGGUGCGGCACGAGAGGCUGCUGGGACUGCUGCUGCCCUUCAGGAGCUUCGGUGAUGUUCGGUUCAAGUGGAGCGGGGACUUGCUGCGGCAUGUCCCAGACGUCCUGGUCCCUCCUCACUACCACACUCCUCCGUACCUCAGCGCUCAGCCGGAGGUCACUCAGCACCACAUUAGACCCAGGGACAAGUUCCUGGUCCUGGCCACGGACGGACUGUGGGAGCUGAUGCACCGGCAGACCGUGGUGCAGGUGGUGGCCCAGCUGCUGACAGGGCUGCAGCACCAGCGCCCCCUGCAGGUGGCUCCGGGCCUGACUCUGGGCGGCCUGCAGAGGGCGCUGAGGGAGCGCAGAGGCCGCGUGCGCGUGGACGAGCUGAACGCCGCGUCGCUGCUUCUGCGGCACGCGCUGGGAGACGACGGUUACGGCGGCGUGGAGCUGACGCGGCUGCAGCGCACACUCAGUCUGCCCCCGGAGGUCACACGGCGGUACCGCGACGACAUCACUGUGACCGUGCUGCUGCUCAACCAACCAGACGCCUGA
Molecule: messenger RNA, 1776 nt
Organism: Knipowitschia caucasica
Lineage: Eukaryota; Metazoa; Chordata; Actinopteri; Gobiiformes; Gobiidae
Source: the annotation of a GenBank genome assembly